Molecule: messenger RNA, 246 nt
Organism: Paramecium sonneborni
Lineage: Eukaryota; Ciliophora; Oligohymenophorea; Peniculida; Parameciidae
Source: the annotation of a GenBank genome assembly
AUGGAUUAAAGCAAUUUUCAAAAAGACUUGAUUGAAUCAGAAGAGGCCUUUAUAGAAUAAUUUGAUAGAAAUUCAGCUAAUUACCAUCAUGGUAAUCCAACAGCCGUUCCAGUAGGAGGUUAAAGAAUUCCUGAUUCGAUGCCAACAAUGUACCCUGAAUAAGUAUAAGANCUUUCAUUUGAAAUUUAUGGAGGGAUGUAUUAAAAUUCAAAAGCAAAAUCUUUACCUUAAAAACAGUAUAUGUGA